Messenger RNA from Hordeum vulgare subsp. vulgare (domesticated barley), 473 nucleotides. RefSeq names its product ran guanine nucleotide release factor-like. Gene Ontology annotation, molecular function: small GTPase binding; guanyl-nucleotide exchange factor activity. Lineage: Eukaryota; Viridiplantae; Streptophyta; Magnoliopsida; Poales; Poaceae. The transcript has 6 exons. Bases 1 to 465 code for a protein of 154 amino acids. The record is from RefSeq and is a predicted model, not a curated record. Gene Ontology annotation, biological process: protein import into nucleus. Gene Ontology annotation, cellular component: nucleus.
AUGGCCGGCGAGAGCAGCACCAGGCGCCCGCUCUUCGGCAGCACCGUCUCCACCGCCUUCCCCGUCCGGUUCGAGGAUGUGAGCAACAUUCGCGAGGUCCCCGACCACCAGGAAGUUCUCGUCGACCCCGCCCGUGACAAGAGCCUCAUCUUCGAGCUGCUCGACCUCAAGGGCGAGGUGGAGGACGGCGGCAGCGUGCUCUGGUUCCUGCGCAACGUCACCAACGAGCAAGAUGCGGGGGAUAACUUGGUAAUAUUACACUCUGGGACAAUUGAGGUAAUUGGUCUGCGAUCUGGGGAAGCACUUGCAGUGGCAGGAACUGCAAUUGGCAAGCUGGCUGUUUCAAAAGGGAGGCAAGGCAGAGAAGCACAUAACAUUGUUCGACUUUACUUGGCAAACAUACGUCUCAAGAAUGCAGCAACUGAUGUAGUUAUCACCGCAUAUGAGCCGCUCUUGAUAAAGUAAGCUUCAUA